GUUGAAGCUUUCUUUGGCCAGAUCUGUUCUUUGUUCUCUCUCUUUCUCUCUCCUCUUCUCCCUUCCUCCCUCUCAUUUCUUCUGCUCUCAUAUGACUCGUGUUCAGUUUCUUCAUUGGACAUUUAUUCUUCUCUAGAGGGAGAAAAAGAAAAAUUGUCCCCUAUUGUUUCAUAAGAUCUGAGAAAAUUCCAUGCGCAGAUGACUUAUUAGAAGAUGGGGAGAAAAGGGGGUUGGUUUUCUGCCGUGAAGAAAGCUCUCAGCUCCGAAUCAAAGAAAGAUCAGAAAACCCAGAAAUCGAAGAAAAAAUGGUUGUGGAGGCAGAAGAACUCGGUUCCAGUUUCUACGGUGGAAGAAACUGCUGUAGUUUCUGCUCCUGUUCCUCCUCCCCCUCUUCCUAUUGAAGAUACAAAAUUAAAUGAAGCGGAAAACGAACAGAGCAAACGUGCAUACUCGGUGGCCCUUGCCACUGCAGCGGCUGCGGAGGCUGCUGUAGCAGCUGCUCAGGCAGCUGCUGAAGUUGUUCGCCUCACUGCUGCAGCACGUUACUCUGGGAAAUCACAGGAGGAAAUAGCUGUUAUCAAGAUUCAGACUGCAUUUCGUGGAUACUUGGCUAGGAGAGCAUUACGGGCUUUGAGAGGGCUGGUGAGACUGAAAUCCCUGAUCCAGGGGAAAUAUGUUAAAAGGCAAGCCACUUCAACAUUGCGAUGCAUGCAGACUCUAGCUCGGGUGCAGUCUCAGAUUCGUGCAAGGAGGAUUAGAAUGUCAGAGGAGAACCAGGCUCUUCAGCGGCAGCUCCAACAAAAACAUGAGAAAGAGCUUGAGAAGUUGAGAGCUUCUAUGAUGGGAGAAGAGUGGAAUGAUAGCACGCAAUCCAAGGAGCAAGUGGAAGCAAAACAGCAGAGCAGGCAAGAGGCAGCUAUGAGAAGGGAAAGGGCAUUGGCUUAUGCAUUCUCUCACCAGCAAGCGUGGAAGAACUUGUCAAAAUCACCAAAUCAGACGUUUAUGGAUCCAAACAAUCCCCACUGGGGUUGGAGUUGGUUAGAGCGAUGGAUGGCUGCUCGGCCCUGGGAGAACCGCAAUCCAACAGAUAAUUAUGAUCGUGGCUCUACUAAGAGUAUGGUAAGUCGUUCCAUGUCUGUUCGGGAGAUCAGCAGAACUCAUUCUCGUAGAGAUCUCAACCAAGAUAACAAGCCUUCCCCUACUGCCCAACAACCAAACCGACCUCCCAGCCGCCAAUCCCCUUCAACUCCACCUUCAAAUGCAGCAUCUGUGUCAUCAGUUACCAGUAAAAUGAAGGCACCAAGCACAAAAGGUAGCUGUUGGGGUGGAGACGAAGACUCAAGGAGCAUGCUCAGUGUUCAAUCAGAGCGAUACAGGAGGCAUACCAUUGCAGGCUCAUCAGUGAGAGAUGAUGAGAGCCUUGCCAGCUCCCCUGCAGUACCAAGCUACAUGGCACCCACAAGGUCUGCAUCAGCCAAAUCUCGUUUGUCAAGCCCAUUGGGAGUAGAGAAAAACAAGACACCAGAGAAGGGAUCACUGGUUUCUGCCAGGAAGCGGCUCUCAUUUAACGGAUCGCCAGCUGGAGUGAGAAGACAAUCUGGUCCUCCCAAGGUGGAUGCUACUCUACUUAACAAUACCUGAGCACAGACACAAUAAAAACUAACAAAUGGAGGCAGAAGGUAGUGCCACACACGCCAAAGGAACUUCAAAUUUAGGUAUAAAUUGAAAAGGGAGAAGGAUAAAUAAGGGAUGAGUUAAGGUUGAAUGUUAGUGUUGAUUAUCUUCUUUGGCAACUGCUCUUGUUGUAACAGGCGCCACGAAAGGAAGAGUAAAUAAAAUGUGUGUCACCAUAUUCUGUUGUUCUCUUUGUGGUUACAAUCAAAACUUGAAACUACUGCCCUUGCUAGGAACGUAAACUUAACGGUAUUCUAGGAUUGGUGUGUGUUGUGUUGGGGUGAUGAAAUUUAAUUUUGUGUUUGCAUUCUAUUGUUUGUUUGUUUGUAGGCUUGUGCACACUCAACUGAUCUUUCCAAUAUUCUUCCCCUUCCUUUUUCGAAUGAAUUCCUGUUUACAUC
Rubroshorea leprosula is the source of this 2075-nucleotide messenger RNA. Lineage: Eukaryota; Viridiplantae; Streptophyta; Magnoliopsida; Malvales; Dipterocarpaceae. The record is from the annotation of a GenBank genome assembly.